AACUCGGGAGACGUCACUUGUCCACGAUCUGGCGGAUGGUGCGCUAUUAAAAUCAUCCCUCGCGCGAGGGGGCAUCGGUGUUAUUAUCCUAAAUAAAAGAGUAACAUUCUGUGAUAUUUUCGACUCUCGAGCUCUAAUUUCGAGCAACAGACGAAUUAUCGUUCGUCGAAGAGUAACGAGCAGGUUUCUAUGGGGAAAAUAAACUGUUAAAUAUUUUCAAAGUGAAGUAGAAUGAAUGUUGUUGCGUGACUUAAAGGAGGGGAAAAACACAGUGAUUAAGUUUCGUGAAUGAUGAACGUCUCGUUUUACGAGAACAACAGCGAUGAAUUGGAAUACUUGGAAAAAAUACUCGGUCCUAAGUAUUUGCCCUUGACGUUGGUUGUGCCUGUUACUCUUACGUACGUUAUCAUCUUCGUGACCGGAUUUAUCGGCAAUGCGAUCACUUGUAUCGUUAUAUGGAGGAAUCCGACUAUGCAGACUCCGACGAAUUAUUACUUGUUCAAUUUAGCGGUAUCCGACUUGCUGCUUUUGAUAUUAGGUUUACCCUUCGAAUUGAGUGUAUUUUGGCAACAAUAUCCAUGGCAAUGGGGAUUAGGUAUAUGUAAACUAAGAGCAUACGUCUCUGAAACGUCCUCUUACGUAUCGGUACUAACUAUCGUAGCGUUCUCAGUAGAAAGAUACUUGGCUAUUUAUCAUCCUCUUCGUCAUUAUGGGAGUGGUUUGAAGCGUUCUAUACGAUCUAUAUUUGGUGCAUGGCUGACAGCUUUGAUUUUUGCUAUGCCAUUUGCUACUUAUAUUGACAUAAAUUACGUUGAAUACCCACAAAAUUCUACACGAAACUCGGAGGAAUCGGCUAUCUGUGUGAUGUUGAAGGAAAACAUGCCAGAUUUUCCUCUUUAUCAACUUAGCUGCAUUCUCUUUUUUCUUAUACCAAUGGUGUCUAUCGCGGUGCUCUACGUGAGAAUAGGGUUGCGAAUACAAAGUGACAGCCUCGCGCAGAACGUCGAGGGAUAUGUUCAUGGUGAAACCAAACAAGCCCAGUCACGGAAAACCAUCACACGAAUGCUGAGUGCCGUAGUGAUCACAUUUUUCAUCUGUUGGGCGCCAUUUCAUAUUCAACGAUUAUUAUACGUGUACGCGGACUCGACAUAUGAUGAUAUAGAUCAGUGGGUAUAUCCGGUUACCGGUUGUCUUUACUACUUCAGCACUACCAUUAAUCCUAUCCUGUAUAAUGUGAUGAGCGUGAAUUAUCGGAACGCUUUUAAGGAAACAUAUCGAUGUUUUCUCAGCAAUCCAUCCAUUAAUAGAGUUGACCUGAGCAAUGUGAGACAUUCUAGCACAAUUUACGAUGUCAGGCCUAGCAGAGGAUCUCGGGUGUUUCGAGGAGGAAGCAUAAAUAGGCAACAACAUGCGAUGUACAGUGCAACUGGAGCCAUGGAAAUCAACUUACACGAUGCGGCCCAAUUACAGUCAGAGUCAGAGGAUGGAGAGACAAAAAAGCGAAUAAAUAACGUGCCUGUCAACGAUUCGCUGACAGUAGAUAAAAACACUGAAGAAAUCUAUGCCUCGCAAUUUUUACAACAAACAAAAAAAUCAUCGAUCCUAGUGCACAUGAAAAAUGGACGUCUUAGAUAUCGAAUGUCUGACAAAGACGAUAUCCCCUCGAGUGAAACGCACAUCUGAUCGUCGUGUUCUGAAAGAAAGGAAGCUAGUAUCGCUCCAGAGGUAAUGGAAAACUGGAUUUUACGUGUUUGCUGGAUUCGAUUGAAAAGUACUUUAAUGUUUGAAUUUCAUGUGGGAAUAUUUGUAGAAGGGUGAGCGAGUAUAAAGUGCAUGUCCUUCUCGAGAUUUAGCUUUAAAAUAUUUGCAAUUGCAAGACUGAAAGCUAUUAAUAUUGAUAUUUCAGCUUAAGGAAGAGGCACGAAUAGCUAAAAUUUAUAGGAAAUAAUUAUCGAAUAACAAAAGAGAAAUUUUAAGGAAACAGAAAUAUGGACGAUUAUUAAAUUGCACGCAUGUACAUAAAAUACAACUGCAUUACAAAGAUGAAAAAUUCUAUGAAUCGUAUUUAAUUUCCGACGAUAUCGGUUUAGUUUUUGAUAUUUUUAUGGACUCCUAUACUACCACAUACAGACAAAUAUGCAGGGUCAAUAGAUGUAAUUUUUUUCCGAACCAUGAAACGCAACAUUAUCAAUGCAUUGACUGUGAAUCUACUACGUAUGUAAACACGCCCCAUUAGAUUAUACCCAGCAUACAUAUAUUACCAUAUUAAAUGUCGCUUUGUAUCACUGUUAGUAAUUUCGAGAUCUUCUCGAUUCAAAUCCGCAGUUUAUAUGUAUUAAUGUAGCGUAGAAUAUUUUUCUUUUCUAAAUACAAUUUUGUGAGUAAUGCGAUUUUUUUUUUAUUUGAAACACAUUUGCGAAGAAAGUUUGACAAUUCUAAGAUUAAAAAAAAAAAAUCGAUUGCAGUGACUUAUCUAUCACCUGAAAUGGAACUUGCUUUUGUUAUCCUUACUUCAAAAAUCUCAAGAGCUUUUUAACUAUGCAAAACAUGAAAAGUCUUUUCGUGUGAAUUAAUGGAAAAGCUGAAGAUUCUCAUCGGUGUUUUCGUUACGAGACUCGAUGGAAUAUUUACGAUCGACCGGAUCAUCGAGCUUAAAAGUUUUCGCAACUUCAUUGUUAAUAUUUUCCGAGUUUUAUGGCAGAAUAUCAAUUGCAUUUUGAU
Messenger RNA from Frieseomelitta varia, 2721 nucleotides. RefSeq names its product neuropeptides capa receptor-like. Gene Ontology annotation, molecular function: neuromedin U receptor activity. The record is from RefSeq and is a predicted model, not a curated record. Gene Ontology annotation, biological process: neuropeptide signaling pathway. The coding region runs from base 289 to 1683 and encodes 464 amino acids. Gene Ontology annotation, cellular component: plasma membrane. The transcript is spliced from 7 exons. NCBI's taxonomy places the organism in Eukaryota, Metazoa, Arthropoda, Insecta, Hymenoptera, Apidae.